Molecule: messenger RNA, 2025 nt
Organism: Rhipicephalus microplus (southern cattle tick)
Lineage: Eukaryota; Metazoa; Arthropoda; Arachnida; Ixodida; Ixodidae
Biological process (GO): regulation of transcription by RNA polymerase II
Cellular component (GO): transcription regulator complex
Molecular function (GO): transcription coregulator activity
Source: RefSeq, a predicted model, not a curated record
CGCCCUGUAACGGAGAUGCAGAACGGGAGUCGACUCCGUUCUGCUUUAGAAGCUUCGCUUAGUACAAAUUUAUUCGCUUUUGCAAGGGAACGGUGCAAAGGCGAACGCCUGCAAAGAUGCCGGCGCUGAUCGAACGACCCAAGAUGAGUCUUCAGAUGUGGGCGGCCCUGAAGAACCACAUCAUGCGUGAGCGAGAAAGGAAAAAACAGGAACAAGAGGCUGACGAAGCAAUAGAACGGUUGCGCCGGGAGCAGGAAUUGAAGCGCAAGCAAGAUGCCAUGACGUUGGAAGAAAUUAAAGAUCAGGUGACGCAGUCGGAGAAGAAACUCAAAGAGCUGAAGGAAGAGAAGCAUCAGCUUUUUAUGCAACUCAAGAAAGUACUCCACGAAGACGACACCCGCCGCCGAGCACUCGACAAAGAGGCCAGUGAAGUGGCUGCAGCGCAGGCCGCUGCUGUGGCCAGUCACGCUUACGCCAAUCACCAGGCUCUCAGCAUUGUGGGUGGUGCAGGCCAGGCCCAGCCGCUUUACAUCCAAAGCCUCGGCCGCACGCCUGUCCUGUACAAGAUGACCAGCCCGCAUCCUGGUGGCGCAGUCAGGACGCACCCAAACACGCUGAAACGGCCUCACACGCCACCGUCACCACCCCUCACGUCGCACACCCAGGGCGGUUACCAGACACCCCAGUUCACCUACAAGGCACAGGUAACCGCGUACGGCUCGAAGCUGGUUCCGUAUCCGACAGUUGUGACGUCUGUAGCGUCACAGCAGUCUCCAGUCUACUUCACGCCUCACCACAUCAUUCCCGGCGGCGAAACAGCAGGGUCGCCAAUCUACGGCGCGUACACAUCACAGUUUGCUACUUCUCACCCUUCAACAGCGACAGAGCUCACAUUGAAACAGCACGGGGUCGUCACACCCACCUCGUCUUCGUCGUCGCAGCAAGGGCAAGGUUACACGCACAUCUCGCAGCAGGCCUUCCAGAAACACAUGGAGCAUGGCAGCAGCAAGGGAACCGCAUCGUCGUCAUCAUCGUCGGCCAACAGCUACGGUGACGAAAAAUUUUACGUCCAGACGAGUGUGAUUCCUCGGUCUUCGCUCCCAGGGUCGCUCGUGACGGGGCAGCCAGUUGUGUCCGUGUCACGCCAAGUGAACGGCACAUUUGCUGGUCAGAACCGUCAUCAGUACACUAGUCAGACAGGAACACGGUUCUAUUGAACCCACCAAAGCACACAGUUUUGUUGUUGAUCUUGCUAUAUUUUACUUUGGUUUUUUGUUUUGCUCUUCUUCUUAUGAUCAUUUUUUUGGUAUGUCUACUUUAUUCCAUGCCGUUCUUUGACUGGAAUAUGGCAGCAUCGAGUCAUACAUGUCUGACAUGUCAGGUUCUCCCUUUCUAUUUAACUGUUUGGUUGGGGGGAUAGCAGUAAAUUAAUAGUAUAGUAGUGGCCGUGUGCAUGACACACACAUACACCACAGCAUGAGCGUCACGCAGUCACGUGUUGUGAAUGUGCAUCUUAUACACAUAUUCAUUGUGUUUUCUUUUUUUCCUUAUUUGUUAUUUUGUUUCUGGGGGUGUGUCACGAGGGCCAUGCUUACGUCAAGUGCCAUAUGAAUGGGUUUUUGCAUAUUCUCGUUAUCUGCAAAAUUUGCAGCUAUCAGCUAUUCAUGGCAUGCAGCAGAAACCUUUGCGUAAUGAGCCCGCUGCAAAGGCGGCAGGCUAGCCUCACUUUCCACAACGCAUAGCUGUACAUAUAUACAUAAGCGACACAAUGGGAGUGCGCUGCUGUCAUCACGACAUAUUCUCAAGCCCCAGGAUCUGCUUCUGUUGUUCACUCGGUUCGAAACGAAUCUUUAUUCUUGCUAUUCCAGAGCACUCGCACGUGAUGUCCCAAAGUGUGGCAAAGUAGUGGCUAUUUACACGGGCAGCCAUUACACGUCUCAUCUUCAGCAGUUGAAUCAAUGUGUUAGAAUUUAUUUCCAAUUCGAAGGUUAUUCACCUCAAUCACAUUCGAGGACUUUACAUGGA